This is a messenger RNA of Nannizzia gypsea CBS 118893, 1794 nucleotides long. RefSeq lists its product as hypothetical. NCBI's taxonomy places the organism in Eukaryota, Fungi, Ascomycota, Eurotiomycetes, Onygenales, Arthrodermataceae. The coding region runs from base 1 to 1794 and encodes 597 amino acids. Gene Ontology annotation, cellular component: site of double-strand break. The record is from RefSeq and is a predicted model, not a curated record. The transcript is spliced from 2 exons.
AUGGCAGAGAAAUCCGGGAUGGAGGGUGCAGGGGGUGCGCCGCAGCCUCCUCCGCGCGAGUCGAUUCCCCUGGGCUUCAGAGACGCCGUCAGGAGCAGGGAGGAUGCACCGAAACCGUCGCCCGAGACGCCGCAGCGAGCCAGUCGACCGCACUCGGGGCUCUCGCUGAACAUGCCACAGCCAUUUAGCCCCAAGAACAGCCAUGCAGCGGCCCGAAUACCGCUGUCCCCGAAGCUGGACUCGUCUCACUCGUUCGGGUCGCCGGCGUCUGUCCUGCCGCGGCGAUCUCGAGGACUGGACUUUUCGCGCGCUUGCACCAACUUACACCACUCUACGCUGGCAGAGUCGUCUCCAGACUCGUCUCCCGUCGUGGGUGGCAGGGGGAUUGCUAUACCGCAACGACGUGGGACCGCGGGGAGCACGGGCAUGGGCGUGGCUGGGUCUCCCGGCAACUCGCAUCACCAGCUACACCAUUGCGUUACUCCCUCUGGCAGCCACGCCGAGAAGGCUGCUAUUUCCAGCUCUGUGGGCAGCGUCAACAUGAUGGACUCAGACUCGUCAAAUACUGAUGAAGAGGACGAAGACGGGUCUAUCCAUGGCUUUGACCGCGGAGACCCCAUUGGAACCACUCCGCAGGCAAAGAAGCCGGGGCUUGGACUUUCGGCUCCGUUUUCUCCCAAUCUGAUACCAGCACCCGGCGCAGACUGGAUGUCCGGGUUCUCCGCUGCAAAGGCAAGCCUGAUGAACUUCCAGCGGGCGAGGUAUCGCAACGGCAGGAAGAGACACAGCUCGUCCAGCGCAAGCGGUGCCAGCCCUAGACUGCUGGCUACUUCGCGGUCCCCGCCAGCAGAGAAAGCCUUUGACAGCACUGGGGCCAGUUACCUGUCACAGAGCCUAGCUUCACGGGAUAUCAGGUCAAAGUUAGAUGAGCUAGCCCACAUUCCCUCCGACUUUCACCUUUCUGACGGGAGCGAUGAUGCGGACAGCGGGAAACAGGCUGGAGUUAGCAGCCCGUCCAGCGGCUCACUUGCGGGAGGCUCCAAUUCCGAGUCCGGUCGCCGAGGCGUCAUUCGACGGCCUGUAACCAGACGAGGGAAUCUUCUGCCAAAACCUAAGAACUUCGCCCGUAUAAGGGCGACGCUGUUCGAAGAAUGCGCGCCUGUGGAGAGUGACACCAAGAAAGAGGCAGAAGUUGUUCGCCAGGUGCGAGAAAAUGAUGCAUCUGUCGCUCCACAACCUCAAUCUAUAUUGCCCAGCGCGUUGGAGAUCAAGGAUUCCACUUCCCCACGCACUGCCCCUGAGGAAGCACAACCGAGGCCGCCCACCAGCUUCAGCCGACAGGUAUCCCGCAACUCUGGCGGUAUCGACUUCUGGAACUCAUUUGAUGGACGAUACAAGACUCCACCGCCGCUCUCAGCGGGGGACCCGACCAUGGUAUCCCCAGGCAUGGAGACGGGAGUCCUGGGCCGGCAGCCCAAGGAUAUUGACCCAGAACCAGAAGUUUUUGCCAAGUUGAACAAACGACGACGGGGUGACGACUUCGAUCUGGCCUCUUUCAAGCGUCGGGCUGUUUCUCCCGGGCCCAGCGUGCACAGUAGCCCCGUUCAAGGCCAUGUUUCUGCCGGUACAGAGACCAGCCGGGUCGGUCAUCUAUCCAAGGCCAUCCUGUUCCAGGGGAGCCAUGCUACUGAGCCCACCUCCAACACUAGCUCAGUCUCUGGGCCCGUCAAGCGAGUCGGCCUCCAGGGCAUGACCGAGACCAGCGACGGCUUCAUGAAGAUGACCAUCGACUGA